Sturnus vulgaris (Common starling) is the source of this 5087-nucleotide messenger RNA. Lineage: Eukaryota; Metazoa; Chordata; Aves; Passeriformes; Sturnidae. The record is from RefSeq and is a predicted model, not a curated record.
UUCGGCAGGAUGAACCUGGAGAACCAAGAUGUGCUGCUGGAUCUGGAGGAGGGGGAGGAGGAGGAUGAUGACAAUGAUGAUGACAAUGAUGAUGGGGAGAUCGUCUUGGAAUUGAACCAGGUGAUUAUGCCCACUUAUGGAACUGUGCCGGACCAGCAAAACCUUCAUACUCCUGAAUGGGUGGAUUUUGAUGAUAAGCCUGACUCCUUGUUCUUUAAAGAUGGGCGGCGAAGAAUUGACUUUGUUUUGGUGUAUGAAGAUGAAGGUAAAAAAAUGACUCAUAAGAGGAGUGAUCGUAAAAAGCAAAAGAAGAAGAGACAAGUGUAUGAAUCAAACCUGAUAAACAAUGGCUUGCAACUAGAAGCAACGAGGUCGGUUUUGGAUGAGAAACUUAUUUUUGUGAAAGUGCAUGCACCUUGGGAAGUGCUGUGCACGUACGCUGAGGUUAUGCACAUCAAAUUACCUCUGCAACACAAUGACCUGAAAACCCGAGAUUCAGCUUUCAACUGGUUCAGUAGACUCUUCAGGGUGGAUGAAAAUAUCAUCAAACCUGAGCAAGAGUUUUUCACUGCCCCUUUUCAAAAGGAACAUUUGUCCAACUUCUAUAUCCAAGACAAAGACACAUUUUUCAAUCCUGCAACUAGAAGCCGAAUUGUUCAUUUUAUCCUGUCCCGUGUGGAAUAUGCAACAAAAAAUAAUGUGAAAAAGUUUGGCAUUAACAAAUUACUGGACACUGGAAUCUACAAAGCAGCAUUUCCCCUUCAUGAUUCAAGUUUUAGGCACCUGUCAAUGGAUCCCAACUGCCCAAGUGAACGGUAUCUCCUCUACAGAGAAUGGGCUCAUCCUAAAAACAUUUUCAAACUGCAGCCCCUGGAUUUCAUCAGGAAAUACUAUGGAGAGAAAAUUGGCAUCUACUUUGCUUGGUUGGGCUUUUAUACAAAUAUGCUGACUGUGGCUGCGGUUGUAGGAGUUGGCUGUUUCCUGUAUGGAUGCCUGACAAAGGACAACUGCACAUGGAGCCAAGAAGUAUGUGACCCCAACAUAGGAGGUAAUAUCAUAAUGUGCCCUCAGUGUGAUAAAGUAUGUACCUACUGGAACCUCACCAUCACUUGUGAAUCAUCCAAGAAACUCUGUGUAUUUGAUAGCUUUGGAACACUGGUGUUUGCAGUAUUUAUGGGAAUAUGGGUUACUUUUUUCUUGGAGUUUUGGAAGCGACGGCAGGCUGAACUGGAGUAUGAAUGGGACACAGUUGAGUACUUGGAGCAAGAAGAGCAAGUUCGCCCAGAAUACGAAGCUCGCUGCACUCAUGUAGUGAUGAAUGAAAUCACACAGCAAGAAGAAUAUGUGCCAUACACUGCAUGUGGGAAGUGUGUACGAAUGACUUUCUGUACAAGUGCCAUCUUCUUCUGGAUCCUUUUGAUUAUUGCUUCAGUUGUUGGAAUCAUUGUCUACAGGCUCUCAGUUUUCCUGGUGUUCUCUGCAAAGUUGUCACAGCACAUCAGUGGAACGGAGGCCAUCCGCAAGUACCUGACUCCACAGACAGCCACAUCAGUAACUGCUUCACUCAUCAGCUUCAUUGUCAUUAUGAUUCUCAACAUCAUCUAUGAAAAAGUGGCAAUCGUGAUCACUGACUUCGAACUUCCAAGGACACAGACUGAUUAUGAAAACAGUCUGACCACAAAGAUGUUCUUGUUCCAGUUUGUCAACUACUAUUCUUCAUGCUUCUACAUAGCCUUCUUUAAGGGUAAAUUUGUAGGUCACCCUGGAAGUCCAGUUUAUUGGCUAGGAAAGUAUCGCAAUGAAGAGUGUGAUCCAGGUGGAUGUCUCCUCGAGCUCACAACCCAGCUUGCCAUCAUAGUAGGAGGGAAAGCUAUCUGGAACAACAUUCAAGAAGUGCUUCUUCCUUUGGUCAAGAAUUUAAUUGGAAGAUACUCUGCAGCUGCUAGAUCAGAAAAAGUUGUUCCACGUUGGGAACAUGACUACCACCUCCAGCCCAUUGGAAAACUUGGACUAUUUUAUGAGUAUCUUGAAAUGGUGAUACAGUUUGGCUUUGUGACCCUGUUUGUGGCGUCGUUCCCCCUGGCUCCUCUCCUGGCUCUUAUUAACAACAUGUUGGAGAUCCGCUUGGAUGCGUGGAAGCUGACAACCCAAUUCAGGCGCAUGGUUCCACAGAAGGCACAAGACAUUGGUGCCUGGCAACCCAUCCUGCAGGGCAUAGCCAUUUUGGCCGUGGUCACCAAUGCUAUGAUCAUUGCUUUUACAUCUGACAUGAUUCCUCGUCUGGUUUAUUACUGGUCCUUUUCAGUCCCUCCUUACGGGAGUCAUAGCAGUCACACUAUGAAGGGCUAUAUAAACAGCACACUUUCUGUCUUCAAUAUAUCAGACUUCCAGAAUGCAAGCAAGCCUUUUUCCCCUUGGUUUGGGAACCAAACGACAUGCAGAUACCGAGAUCUCCGCUACCCUCCUGGUCACCAGCACCAAUACGAGCACAACAUAUACUACUGGCAUGUCAUUGCAGCCAAGCUGGCUUUCAUCAUUGUCAUGGAGAAACUAGCAAUUAGAAGAUGUAUUUUAUCCAGUCAACAAUCAGAAGGAAUUAAACAUAUGAAUUUUGCAGGAAAAAUCUCCAAAUACUGAGUGCCAUGUAACUCAAGCCUGUCUUUUGAAGCAAACUUUACAGAAUCAUAAGAUCAUUCAGACUGGAAAAGACCUCUAAGAUCAUCAAGUCCAACCAUUAACCUGACACUGCCAAGUCCACAACUAAACCAUGUCCCUGAGUGCCAUAUCUACAUGUCUUUAAAAUACCACUCUCUGAGCCCGGCCGUCCAGCCAGUUUUUUAUCUAGUAAACAAUAGGUCUGCCCAAGCUGUGAGCAGAUCAGCAGCCUUUUCGCCCCAGGGACUUGUGUCUGUCUAAGUGGUGUAGCAGGUCACUGACCAUUUCCCCUUGGAUUAUGAGGGUUUCAUUCUGCUCCCUGCCCCUGUCUCCCACCUCAGGGGGCUGGGUACUCAGAGAACAACUGGAACUACUUAAGACUGAGGCAAGGAAGGCAUUGAUUACCUCAGCCUUUUCCUCAUCCUUUGUCUAUGUGUUUUCCACCGCAUCCAGUAAAGGAUCAAGAGUCUCCUUAGCCCUCCUUUUGUCUCUAAUAUGUUUAUAGAAACAUUAUUAUUAUUAUCUUUUGAAGCAGUAGCCAGAUUAAAUUCUAGUUCGGCUUGGGCACUUCUAAUUUUCUCCCUGCAUAACCUCAUAGCAUUAGUCUUCCUGAGCUGUCUGCCCCUUCUUCCAAAGGUCAUCAGCUCUCCUUUUUUACCUAAGUUUCAGCCAAAGCUCUCUGUUCAGCAAGGCUGGUCUUCUCUUUUUUGUAUAUUUCCAGGGAUGGCGACUACCUAUGCCACUGCUCAGUUACCCUCACGGUGAAAAAGUGUUGCAGUUUGUGCCCACUGCCUCUGGUCCUGUCACUGCAUAAUAUACCAAACUUCCAAUUAAAACACAGUUUUGUCAAAAAACUGUUUCAAGGAACAAUUCUAGUGAAGUACUCAGGAUUUCCCUGUGCAAAAUGAGUUGGGCUGGAAAGGACAGUCAGCUCCUUUCAUACUUGGAGCUUUUAAUUUUAACUUUCAACUGGACCUUUCUCAUUUGCAGUUGUGUUCAGAUGAGAGAUGGCAUUUUUAUUCCCUCAUCAGUGAUCACAGCACAGUGUGCCUUAAAUACUUUUCCAGGUGUGGUGUUAGAGAGCUGGGGCAGGUAAGAAAACAUCCUGUGAUAAAGGGGGGGGGGAGGGAAUGAAGCGCAAAAUGGACCAUUUCAGGUAAUUAUUUGAUCUUAAGGAAGCUCUUUCAGAGCUAAAGAGACUAGGAAACAAACUAAUUGUCAUACUGUGAGCAGUGGCAGAGCUUAAGACUGAUUUUCAGGAGUGUCUAGACUUUUGCUCCUUGUUUGAUACCUGGGGACUCUCAAAGUUAUUCCUUCCUACAGUUGGCAUAAUUUCCUGAAGGGGGGGUUAGCCCUCAGUGUCAUAAAGAGUUUAUAUUCCUGCCUUUAAAAUAACAAUUUAAAAACCCAUUCCAUCAGCAAAGCCUAUGUGCCUAUGGCUUGGGCUCCUCCCAUAAUAAAAUCCUAAUCAGCCCUGAGUGUGUUUCUACGUAGUCUUUUUUGUUCAGAUGACAAAUGUGCUUUUGAAACCUGUCUUCCACUUGUCUCCAUUUUCUGGGAGACACCACAGACUAAUCUGGGCACACAUGGACUGAGUUCCUUUUGGUUCAAACUGACCCAGAAGGUGGCUUUUAGAUAAGCACAGAAUGGUUGCUGACAGGCACAUAGUCUGCAGAGCUGAAACCAGAGCUGGGCUGAAGAGAAUAGUGAGCUCUGCAUGGGCAUCACCUAGCCAACAUUAACUUUUUGCUCUAGUAAUUUGCUUCUGAAAUGACACGUUCCUUGCUAAUGUAGCUGUAACGUUUCAUUUCAGAAGACAUUACAUCAGGAAUUCAGUUCAGUUUACCAUGUGCCCAGUGUUAUUAACAGCAGAGUUCUGAAUCAGAGAAAGAAGAUGAAAACCAACACAGUGCCUAAAAAUUGCAUUUUAUUAGUUUGAUUGGAGCUGUGCAGUUUCUGAAGCCUCUACCUCUAGCUGCUGAAAUGUGCUCUGCUUGCACGCAGGAAGCUCUGUGGAGGCAUAGGAACAAAAUGCUGGGGGCCAGUUGCCAACGUAUGAAUAUUUGUAAUUUUAUUUUUUUAAGCUUGAUCACUUAUUAAAGAUCUGCUUGAAGGGAAAAUCAGGAUUUGUUUUAUACUCUGAAUCCAUUUUACCUUUUUUCUACACUUGAUAUUUAGGCCAAACUCCUUCUUUGUACAGAUCUAUUGAAGUCAGGGUGAAUUUGGACCAGUGAUCGUUUCAUUGUCUUAACAAGCACCAUAAAUUACAGACUAUCACGACUGUUUUAGACUCUGUGUAUGUCAACAAAAUUCAGAAUGUAAGAGUGUAUUUUUUGUAUUUUUUCUAAGAAUGUUUGCUAUUAGUUUCUGAAUAUUAAGAUUUCUUUAUAUUUAUUGGCAUUAAAUAAAGUCUAUUUUAAAAUAUCAAUACA